AUGCCCAGGGCCUUCCCCUCCUUGUGCCUCUCCGGCGUGGUGGCGCCCCUCUCCUUGGUGCGCUCCGACGACGGGCCCCAGCGAACAACCAUUGCCUCGAUCACCACCGUGACCACCCCGUCGCCCCAUCUGCGAGCUCCCCCACCUUCCACUCUAAUAGCCAAACCUUGGUGUCUCAGGUCAGGCUCCGUUGGCCUUGUCCAUGACCUCACCCCUCUCGACUGUCUCCGUGGAGGACUACGUAUCGAAGGUUGCGGUCAAUCACCAUUCUCCGCCGCGGCACAAUGCGCGCGGUUGCAAGGUUUGAUGAAUCCAGGACCUGCAAAUCUUGCAUCUGUCAAGUGCCAGAAGAAAGAACUACUGAAAAAAGUCGAUGUGGAUAUACAGAUCUUUCUUGGCUCGAAUUAUCUGGUUCGACCUCUUUUGCGGAAGGGGCUGCGACCUGCGAGGCCACAGACUAUUCAGCAGCGGUUGUCUUCAUUCAGUAUGCGGGAAAAGAAAACAAUCCGGUCAUUGAUGCGUGCUUCUGUGGAGCAGAAUGGAGCUCUUGUCUGGACUCAUGGACAAAGGAAACCCAGUCCAUGUAACUGGACUGGGGUUGACUGCAGCACCACAGGGCCCCGUGGCCGCUACCAGGGUGAUCGUGUCCCAGUUGUGUCAAAUAUUUCGGUUUCGGCGUGUGGCUCAUCUUUAAAUGGCACAUUGGACAGGCUCCACUUUGCGGACUUCCCCCAUCUUCUGCAUCUGGACCUCACAGGCAACUCUCUCUCAGGCACAAUCCCGUCAUCCAUUGAGAGUCUCUCCGAGCUCGUGUUCUUGGAUCUAUCCUACAACUAUCUCAAUGGAUCUAUCCCACCGUCCAUAGGCUUGCCUCAUCUUGCCUAUCUCGGCCUCAGUAAUAACGCUAUCUCUGGCCGAAUCCCAUCAAACAUUGGUGCUCUUGCAAAGCUCGAAUACUUGGAUCUAUCCUUUAAUCAUCUUGAUGGAUCUAUCCCACCAUCUAUAGGCUUGCCUCAUCUUGCCUAUCUCGGCCUCAGUCACAACUCUCUCUCUGGGCCCGAUCUGGGUUGGGGCGGGCCUCUGGCCCCUAGCUCGACGUCGUUGCCCCUGGUUGCAGCCAAGGUGUGGUGGCAGUGGUUGGAGACGGCGACACACAACCGGCUAGUUGCAGCGUGGCGGCGAGCACUCUGCCGGGCCAGGUUGGGCCUGGCUUGUCCUUGCUGCUACGUCCGGUCGACUACCGCUAGUUUGGGCGGUGGAGGUUGUUCCCUCCCGCAUGGUUGUGCUGCUGCUGUCCCCGACCUUGCGCUCGCCUUGUCUACUUCUAGGCCUCACGUUGGUGACCUUUGAGCGGCGGCGAGGAUGGCUUCAAGACCGUGGUGGCGUACGCUUGUGGACGACGGGUGGGGUGGAGCAAUUCGGAUUGUUCGGGGUGGUGGCGGUGUGGGUCGGGAGAAAUCCUUGUCGGCUUGUCCGACACCGACGCGGCGACACCUGUGGGUGCCGCCAUUCCUUCCUGAAGGGUGUCGCGUGUACCUCUCCCUUAUCACCUCCGCGUACCGGGGGGAAACCCUAGGACUUGUCCGGGCAGCAGCGGCGGCGUCGUCGUCGUUUUCCUUGUUGAAGGUGUUGCUUCGUAUGCGGCGAUUCGAAUUGCGAGGAGCGUGGUGGUACUUUUCCGGAGGGCGCAGCGGUUGCGAGUUGUUUUCGUGUUCGUCGCUCAGCCGUAGUCGGCAUUUGUUUCUCUUAUUUUUCUUUGUGUUUUUUGUUUGGCCCUGGUUGUGUUGCGGUCCCAGCAUGCUUGUUGUAUCUUGGUUGCUAUAUUAAUAUAGCGGGGCGAAAGCCUAUUUCGAGGAUUGACGCACCAUCACGAGAUGUACGUCUUAUCAGUGUGAGUUAACGUCCCCUUUAUGUCUAUAUCUUCACUCAGUUGAAGCAGGUGCAAGUGGCACUAGUAGAAAACCUCUCAUCAAUACCGGUUCCAGAGGGGCAUUCGUACCGGUUUUGCAACCGGUAUAAAACUUCCGGCACUAAAGCCCCCCCCCCCUUUCGUACCGGUUGCUUACGAACCGGUAUAAAAGGGGCCUCCACGUGGGCCACCAGGAGAGCUCAGGGCCAAGGAGCUUUGGUACCGGUUGGUAAUACGAACCGGUACCAAAGGUUCCCACCCGCGGCAGGGAAUUUGCACGAAUCUCUCCGGCAGGGUGCCGGAGGCGAUCUCCUGAAUCCCCCGAGAUGGGAUUGGCGGCGGCGGCGUCUCUGGAAGGUUUUCCGUAUCGUGGCUCUCUGUACUGGGGUAUUCGCGACGAAGACUUUAAGUAGGCGGAAGGGUGGAGUCGGAGGGCUGACGGGGGCCCCACACGCUAGGGCCGCGCGGGCCCCUCCUGGGCCGCGCCGCCCUAGUGUUGCGGCACCUCGUCGCCCCACUUCGGUUCCCUUUCGGUGUUCUGGAAGAUUCGUGGAAAAAUAGGCCCCUGGGCGUUGAUUUCGUCCAAUUCCGAGAAUAUUUCCUUACUAGGAUUUCCGAAACCAAAAACAGCAGAAAACAGCAACUGGUUCUUCGGCAUCUCGUUAAUAGGUUAGUGCCGGAAAAUGCAUAAAUAUGACAUAAAGUAUGUAUAAAAUAUGUGAGUAUCAUCAAUAAAGUAGCAUGGAACAUAAGAAAUUAUCGAUACGUUGGAGACGUAUCAUUGCUCCUUGUAACAGAAGUUGUGAACAUGCCUUGGCUGAGAUUAAACAAUCCUUUCCAGUGAGUUGUUUAUCUACCAAUGUGAGCCAUUUCCCUUUGUGAGUGAUGGAUACACUCCUCUUGUCCCAAUCAAUGAAGUUUGGACUGAAUGUCUUCAACCAAUUUGCUCCCAAGAUGACAUCAUAACCUUGGAGGGGUAGAAUAUGGAAGUCAUGUGUAAACUUUGUCCCUUGGAUGGAGUAGUUGCAUUGUGGUAGUAUAUAUUCACACUUGAGUUCACCACCUCCUGCCACUUCUACUUUUUUAACAUUGAUUGGUACAAGCUGUUGGUGGUGAGAGAGCGAAUUGCUUGUCCAAGAAGGUAUUUGUGCUACCUGUAUCAAUGAGUGCCAUGGCCUGUUUACCACCAAUCGAUAUCUGGACAGAAAGAGUUCCUGAUACGUCCUAAACGUAUCUACUUUCCCGAACACUUUUGCUAUUGUUUUGCCUCUAAUUUGUGUAUUUUGGAUACAACUAACACGGACUAACGCUGUUUUCAGCAGAACUGUUCUGGUGUCUCGUUUUUGUGCAGAAAUCCAACUUUCGGGAAAAUCCUCGGAAUUUAUGCAGAAGGCCCUAUUUUCCCAGAAUACUGACGGAGCCAGAAGGACAAGUAAGGUGGAGGCCCGAGGGCCCCACACCAUAAGGCGGCGCGGCCUAGGGGGGGCCCGCGCGGCCCUAUGGUGUGGCCCCCUCGGCCGGCCUCCGACGCCCUCCUUCGGACUAUUUAUCGGCCUCGACCUAAAAACGCACGGAGAGAAGUCGAAGUCGCCAGAAAGCCUCCAGAACGCCGCCACAUCGCGAAACUCCGUCGCGGGAGCCAGAAGUCUCCGUUCUGGCACUCCACCGGGACGGGGAAUUGGAGGAGAUCAUCGCCAUCAUCACCACCGACGCCUCUACAUCAACCAGCCAUGUUUCCCCCAUCCAUGUGUGAGUAAUUCCCCCGCUGUAGGCCGAAGGGGAUGGUAGGGAUUGGAUGAGAUUGGUCAUGUAAUAGCAUAAGAUUGUUAGGGCAUAGUGCCUAGUGUCCGUAAUUGGUACUUUGAUGAUAUUGUUGCAACUUGCUAUGCUUAAUGCUUGUCACUAGGGCCCGAGUGCCAUGA
This is a messenger RNA of Lolium perenne, 3831 nucleotides long. The record is from RefSeq and is a predicted model, not a curated record. NCBI's taxonomy places the organism in Eukaryota, Viridiplantae, Streptophyta, Magnoliopsida, Poales, Poaceae.